GCUGUGCUCUAUGAAAAAGGGGUUUAAUGCAUAUGCGUAAAGUGUCGUCCAAGAUUAUAUUAUGCAGUUCGCACAGGCUAAUCAGGGACGACACUGUCCGCUUUUAUGAUAUUUUGCAUUUGAAAGUCUCUUCUUAGCAAAAAUCUAGUUUAGGCGGAAAGUGUCGUUCCUUACUAUAGCCUGUGUAGACUGCACGACUCAUAUACAAGUAAUUUCUUGUAGAAUUCUGUGUACUUAAGAAGCAACAAAAUGAACAACGACAGCUUUAAAAUGGUUGUGAUAUUUAGAACUGUAUGAAAUGAGAACCCAUGGAAUCAAAACCGGCAUUGAAAGUUGAUAUGUAAAUAAGUUCUGAGUUGGAGAUUUCAGACACUGUGAACAAUGCCUUGAAGCCUGACAUUUUCAAUAUCUGCGUCCUAAAUACGUUAGUUUUACCAGUAAACAUAUUAUGCCUCAUUUAUGCUGCAAUCAGCUCUUGCACAUUUAAGUGAUUCAUACAUAGAAGACAGUGUUAACAAACAUACAAAUGAAAUUAAGCUUACAACCUGAGUCAAACAAUUAUAAAAAUAGCAUUUGCAAAGUAUAAACAGACCUAAGACACUGUGAUGUAGGGUCCACAAUUUUAGACAAGAGCUCAAGCUAGUUUGUACACAGUGCCAUAAUAUUGCCAGUUGAAAUAUCAUGGCGCGGUUGUCAAUCUCCGGUACGCCGUUACAACAUUACCACCACAACUAUGUCUUGGUCUUAAUGACUGGACUGCUGGGAUGUCGCUGGCACAGAUACAUGCAAUCUAGAAAAGGAUCCAGGAAGGUGGACAUUGUGCUGUUUAUGUUCCUUUUCCUGACCGCCACAUUUGUAACAGGCUGGUUCUACUUCACCUUUGUGAUGAAGACUGACAAAAUAAACUUUAAUAUAUUUAUGAGAGACUCUACAGGGUCUUACAUAGACUGGUUUAUGCUGUUACAAGCCAUAGUUUCUACGUUGUUUGCCUAUGCCAUGCUUCUUAUGCUGCUGAGCAUAUGCCAUGUGGUACAGGGCCAUCAGCUAUACCUGCAACCAUGUCAUGGAGCCCUCGUAUUUGUGAUGUUCUGCGCGUGUGUUGCCCUCACUGUGGCUACCCUGCAGAUAUGGAGGGAGGAGUACGCUGUGAUAUAUCUAUCUUUGCAAAUCUUCGGGCCAUUCCUUCAGAUUGGUGCUGUAUGUCUUAUGACGGUGUCCUCAUGGUUGAUUGCUCACGAGUGGUUCAGCAUCGUAAGAUUAGAAUUGAAAGUGUUCAGCCUGAUAGUAUAUGCCUUUCUGUUGUUGGGCUUGUACGUCAGUCCCCUUUUCAUCAACUCCCCCUGUGUGAUAGCUGCGGAGAAGUUACCAACCAAGCCAAGGCUGUUUGCUCACAGGGGAGCAUCUGCUAUAACUCCAGAGAACACUCUCCUAGCCAUUAAGGAAGCUUCCCGCUAUGAUGAUGUUUUUGGGAUUGAAGUCGAUGUCCGAAUAUGUGUGGAUGGAGUGCCAUAUGUCCUGCAUGAUGACCACCUGCGGAGGACUACAAACGUAGAGGAGGUGUACCCUGACCUGGCCAGCCUGCAUGCUGACUUCUUCAACAUCACACAGCUACAGAGUCUGAGUGCAGGAAAAUGGUUCCUUAAGUACGGUCCAGACAGGACGCUGGCAGGAUCUGGAGGAGUAGUGCAGGCUGAGUUUGUGAAUCAGACCGUACCAACAUUCCUGGAGGUGUUACACCUGGCCCUGUACCUUGAUCUGGCAGUCAUGUUUGACGUGUACCUGCCCCCCGUCAGUCACCCGUACUACAAUGACACCCUGACGAUCAUCAAUGAUGUCAUCUAUAUGUCCUCAGUCAACAAAUCAAAGAUAUUCUGGACAGCAGGUACCUCUACCCGCUUUGAGAACAUCACAAUACCCUCGGCAUAUCAGCGAGUGGCUGGCACGAAAGGAAUGAAUUCUCAAACUCUCAAGAAAAACAACUUCUCUGCCGUAAACCUUGAGCAUGUGGAUUUUGAUAAGGAAUAUUUUAGAGAUUACAAGAGUGCUGGACUGAAGCAGUUUGUGUACAUAGUGGAUUCAGGCUGGCUCUACUCCUACUAUUGGUGUUUAGGGGUGGACUUUGUACAUACCAACUACUGCAACAUGCUCAGCAAGCAGGCUUCACCCAUUUGGCACAUGUCGCCAACAUUUUACCUGGUACUGUGGGUGGCGGUGGACUCUGUAUCAGCAGUGCUGGUUGUGGCCAUGUUCCUCAUUCAGAGGCACCGGCUGUUUGGUCAACAGUUCCAUCCAGAUCAAACGAGCCUCAGUCUCAACUCCAGCCUCAGCGGCCAUGGUAACUGGGGUCACAAGCGAGCCAGGAGGUCAAUGAAAGAAAAGCUACUCAUGCGUGACCUUCCCGGUGACACGUGUGACCUUGACCAUAGCGACCAUGACUUUGGCAUUGAUAGUAGGGGUUAUGAAAUCACCAUGAACGCAGAAGAUGGUCAGGCUCUUUCCCAGGCUUUCCAUAGCAACCGUGAAAGUUACUAUAGCGAUGAUGGUUUCCAAGGUAACGGAGAUGUGGCAAAUGGCAGGGAAAGCUUAACUAUGGGCUUAGAAAAUGGAGAUUUGCUAACAAUUUCAAGGAAUAGGAACAGUUAUAAUAGUUUAGAAAACACAAACCCGGAGGAAAGUGUGACUGAAAUAAUGUUCAACAGAAAUAGAACAAAUAGCUCAUUUUCUGUGACUGGUACUUAUAACAUAUGAUAUGCAAAUGCUUUAUGUAUAAUGCUUAUUGAAAUAUUAUUUGUAAUUUGAAUGGUCAUGUUUUACUGAUGGUUUUGUUCUUGCUUAUUUGUGUUGUAUAAGGACGGUUAUAUCGCCAGUUUAUAUGAAAUCUAUAAUAAAAGGCAUUCAGUAAUUACUUCUUAGAGCUGUAUGACUAUUACACUGUUAACGUAAGCUUUUGUUCAUUAUUAAUUUUCAUUUUGAAAAAGACUUGCUUUUGUAUAUUAAUAACCUCUUUUAUUGUUUCAGUUCUCAUAGCAAUUCUUGUAAUGUAUGACAAUACUUAAUUUACAACACUUUUAUCUUUUGAUGUUCAUUUAUAUUUUGGGGAUAAUAUUUAUCUAACCAAAGGUUGUGAACAUUUUUACAUUUUGUUUUAAUUUGCAAUUAUGAAUUAUGCACUAAUAUUUAUUGCAAGUGUUGUUCAACUUUUUUUUUCGUGAAUUAAUUUCAUUAUCUGAGGAGUAAAUGUAUGUCAUCGAUAGCAGAAUCAUUUUAACUGUAUAACGAGUAUUUUUCAGGGCUUGCUUGGAAAUGAAUGUUUAGUCUGAGUUUGUUUGACUUUCAAUAUCUAAGGCAUUCCAGACACAAAAAUAGUUAAAGCAUCUAAGCGUUAUUAUUUAAUGUCACAGAUACUUAGUUUUUAAAUAAGCAGACUUAUUCAAUGUCUCUAAGUUCUCUUACUAAAUUAUAACACAGGAAAUAAAUUGAUGAAAGUUUCCAAGUCCUUUGACAAAAUCUUUUCUUUCUUUUAAAUUAUUUCCAGUUGUACUUUUGAACAAGUACUCAUAUAUUACUAUGUUUAUUUUCAUAUUAACAUCAUCAUCUACAGCAUGUUACGUGUUCUUUGCCUAUGUACUGUGAUACCUAUUGCUAAUUGCCAUAUAAUUGUAUAUUUUAAUGUAUUUACUGCACAAAUUAUGACACCUACAUGUAUAUAAAAGGUGUUGUGCACAACCCUCCUGCAUCUUAUAAAAUAGUUUUAAGCGCGGUCCUUAUAUGACCCCCAUAUUCAGAGAGAGGGGGACAUAUUGAUUUCCUCUUGUUCGUUUGUACAUCCUUCAGUUUAGUUCUUGUGUUGGGCAGAACUCAUAAAGAUUGAUGCUAGACGAGUAAUACUUGUUAGCCAUCAUGUGAACAUGAGUACCUCAAUACUUUGGUUUGGAUGUUUCUAACAUUAUCAAAGUAUUGGCCUUUAUAUUUGGUUUCGGAUUUUGGAAUAUAAAAAAAGUAUUAAGGCAGCACUGAAAUGUUAGGGAAUCUUUGCCCUACCGAACAUGUUUAGUUACAUCUUGAAUGUUGUAAUGCGCGAUCUCUUGCUUUUUUUUCUUAAGGAAUUCUCAUCCUCAUUUAAAUAUUGCCCUUGCUGUAGAAAAAUGGGGCUAAAUGUAUAUGCAUAAAUUGCUGUUUUAUGGAAUAUGUGUUUAAAGGAAAUCUGUUGUAAACACAAAUUCAGUCUUAUCACAAAGUGUUAUCCCAUAUUAGCCUGUGCUGACUACACAGGCUAAUCUGAGACGACACUUUGCGCACAUGCAUUAAGCCCUGUUUUUGCAUAGCAAGGCUCAUGUGUUCAGUGAUAAUGUCCAACUUGAAGCAUGGAAGAAGAUCUGUAUCAAACACUAAGAUAAUGUUUUGGGAUGUGAACUUUAAUUACAGAUUCCAUUUUAAUGGAAACAAUUUCAAUAAAUUUAAAAGUUAAUUACCUUGAACAAAAUAAGCAAGCGGAAAACAUUUGUCAAUAACUCUUGGUUGGCAUCAACAUCAGUGACUUUUAUAAGGAUGUGUGAUGGGAUUUAGAGCAAUGUCAAAACUGUGCUUUAUUAAAAAAUACCAACAUAAAUAAAGGUACACAAUUUAACCCUUAAAGCGCUGGAGCUGAAUUUUAAAGGCCUUUGCAAACAGUUUGGA
Dreissena polymorpha is the source of this 4677-nucleotide messenger RNA. Its product is annotated as glycerophosphoinositol inositolphosphodiesterase GDPD2-like. Gene Ontology annotation, molecular function: glycerophosphodiester phosphodiesterase activity. The record is from RefSeq and is a predicted model, not a curated record. Gene Ontology annotation, cellular component: membrane. The coding region runs from base 682 to 2748 and encodes 688 amino acids. Lineage: Eukaryota; Metazoa; Mollusca; Bivalvia; Myida; Dreissenidae. Gene Ontology annotation, biological process: lipid metabolic process. The transcript has 13 exons.